Molecule: messenger RNA, 972 nt
Organism: Striga asiatica
Lineage: Eukaryota; Viridiplantae; Streptophyta; Magnoliopsida; Lamiales; Orobanchaceae
Source: the annotation of a GenBank genome assembly
AUGCACUCUUUGGAAAAACACAACUACAUAUCAAGAAACAUCCACAAGAACACGCCCUCAUUUUCCUCCACGCUUCUCGAGGAAAUCUACCGUUCGGUCGACGCCAAAUCGGAAGACUUCCCGCCAAAAAGAGGAAAGCCAGCGAAAAACCAGGGCAUCUGUCUUGCCAAGACCAACAUAAUAGAAGACGAAUUCAGAGCAAGCCUCACAAGGGCGCGUUUGGUUGAGAAAUGGAUCCAAAACGCCAAAAACCAAAAAAAUCCCCCCAAAAGAUCGGAAAACAACAGCGAUUUGUUGUUCUUCACCUCGACCUCGAGCUCCAAUUCCGACAGCUCUGGCGCGCUCUCGUCGUCCGACACGGAGUUCUUCGCCUCCCAAACAGGCCCUAAGGUGUCCUGCUUUUCAACCCGGCCCAAGCCCAUCCGGACCACCUGCUUGCCGGCCCACGAGAGCAAAUGGGCCGACCACGACAAAUCACAAGCAGCCCACAAAAUGUACUCCGAUUUGAAAAAAGCAAAGAAGCAGCCGAUUUCACCCGGCGGCCGCCUGACAAGCCUCAUAAGCUCGAUUUUCGCCAACGCAAGUGGGAAAAUGCCGAAAAAUGCGGGCCCAAGGUCCUGCCUCAGCAAAUACUCGUUUGGGUCAAGGGAGAAGACGAAGAGUGGGGCCCACGAAGCAACGGUAAGUGUAUUGGAGGAAUCGAAAUCGAGUAAAAUGGAGAAAUGUGGGAAAAUUGAGGUGGGUGUGGAAAAUGAGAGGAAAGGGUAUAAUGGUAAUAAAAAGAUGGAUGAUUUUUCGGUGAUUGGUGAAAUUAGGGAUUGCGAUGGGAUUAGUGACUCGAGUUCGGAUUUGUUCGAGCUAGAUCACUUAGACUUGUUCGGGGAUAGUAGUACAUUUUGCAAGGAACUUCCGGUUUACGAAACCACUUGUUUAGAUGCUAAUCGUGUUAUUACCGAUCGUUUGAUUCGGUGA